AUGCUUAAAUCAAAUAAUAUCAAUACUAGACUAGCCAAAAGUACAAGAAUUGGAAAAAUCCAAAUUCGAAGUAACAGUAACGGCGUGAACAAUUCCAAUUCGUCGAUCCAUACACAUACUAUUAAAACACCGGUUGGGAUCAAGGCAGCAAUUGCGUCAUUAAAACCUAAGACCACCAGAUUAUCGAUUGAGGGUCCAAUAGAAUGUGAUUUGCAAGGUUUUGCGCUCUUGAAUGCUCCAGGGUUCAAUAAAGGUUCGGCGUUUAGCAAAGAAGAAAGACAAGCAUUUGGAUUGGAAGGAUUGUUACCUUCGAGAAUAAAUUCGUUAGACGAGCAAGUGGAAAGAGCUUACAGACAGUUUUCGUACUUGAAAACUCCUCUAGCAAAAAACGAUUUCUGUACCUCUAUGAGGAUUCAGAAUAAGGUCUUAUACUUUGAAUUGGUAAGACGCCACAUUAGGGAAAUGAUCCCUAUUAUCUACACACCAACUGAAGGUGAUGCCAUUGCUGCUUAUUCCCAUAGAUUCAGGAAGCCAGAAGGUUGCUUUUUAGAUAUCACUGAGCCGGAUAUGAUUGAUAAGAGAUUGUCAGCUUUCGGAGAAGACAAAGAUAUCGAUUAUAUAGUUGUUUCUGAUGGUGAAGGUAUUUUAGGUAUUGGUGACCAAGGUGUUGGAGGUGUUAGAAUUGCAAUCGCCAAGUUGGGAUUGAUGACCUUGUGUGGUGGUAUCCACCCAGGAAGAGUAUUACCAAUCGUUCUUGAUGUGGGUACUAAUAACCAAGAGUUGCUCCAUGACGAAUUAUACAUGGGCAACAAAUUUCCAAGAGUUCGUGGUAAAGAAUACUGGGAUUUCAUAGAUAAAUUCAUCCAUGCUGUUAAGAAGAGAUUUCCAAACGCCGUUUUGCAUUAUGAAGAUUUUGGUGUCUCAACUGGCAGAAAAAUGUUGCAUAAAUAUAGAGAAACAUUACCAUCUUUCAAUGAUGAUAUUCAAGGUACUGGUGCAGUAGUUAUGGCUUCCAUGACUGCGGCUUUACAAUUUUCAGAUAGAAAUUUAUUGGAUUCAAAGGUUUUAAUUUAUGGUGCAGGUUCGGCUGGGUUAGGAAUUGCUGACCAAAUAGUAAAUCAUAUGGUUAGUCAUGGUGCUACAGUUGAAGAAGCAAGGGCAUCAAUUCAUUGCAUGGAUCGUCGUGGUUUACUUUUAAAGUCAUUCGAUGAAAUGUCUGAAGGACAAGCCAAAUAUGCUGAUCCAGAUAGCGAAUGGGAAAAAGUAGACACAAGGAACUUGGUUGAAGUUAUAAGACAUGUUAAACCUACUGUUUUAGUUGGAUGCUCAACCCAAGCUGGCGCAUUUACCGAAGAAGUUAUUAAAGAAAUGUAUAGCCACAACAAACAGCCAAUUGUUUUCCCAUUAUCAAACCCAACAAGAUUACACGAAGCAUUCCCUGUUGAUAUUAUGAAGUGGACAGAUAACAAGGCUUUAAUUGCUACUGGAUCUCCAUUUGAACCAGUCAACGGGUUUGCUAUUUCUGAAAACAAUAACUGUUUUACUUUCCCAGGUAUUGGGUUGGGUGCUGUAUUGUCAAGAUGUACUACAAUUUCAGAUACCAUGGUAUCAGCAGCGGUAGACCAAUUAGCUCUGUUAUCUCCAAAAAUGGAAAACCCAAAGAAUGGUUUAUUACCAAGAUUGGAGGAAAUCGAUGAAGUUAGUGCCAAGGUUGCUACUGCUGUCAUUUUACAAUCGUUGAAAGAAGGUACAGCAAGAGUUGAAAGUGAAGAAAAGCCCGAUGGUGGAUUUGUUGAAGUCCCUAAAGAGUUCAAUAAGUGCUUAAAAUGGGUUCAAUCGCAAAUGUGGAAACCGAUUUAUAGGCCAUUAGUCAAGGUGAAGCACGUUCCAGAAGUUCAUACGUACCAACACUAG
Messenger RNA from Debaryomyces fabryi, 1914 nucleotides. It is a transcript of the gene MAE1, whose product is annotated as malate dehydrogenase (oxaloacetate-decarboxylating). Gene Ontology annotation, molecular function: NAD binding; malate dehydrogenase (decarboxylating) (NAD+) activity. Gene Ontology annotation, cellular component: mitochondrion. The transcript has a single exon. Bases 1 to 1914 code for a protein of 637 amino acids. Gene Ontology annotation, biological process: pyruvate metabolic process; malate metabolic process. Lineage: Eukaryota; Fungi; Ascomycota; Pichiomycetes; Serinales; Debaryomycetaceae. The record is from RefSeq and is a predicted model, not a curated record.